Messenger RNA from Cinara cedri, 15663 nucleotides. The record is from the annotation of a GenBank genome assembly. NCBI's taxonomy places the organism in Eukaryota, Metazoa, Arthropoda, Insecta, Hemiptera, Aphididae.
AUCAGAGUUUCAUAUCUAGUAAGUGUGUUAGUGUAAUAAAUAAUGGAAAAUGAGAAUAUUAUUUAUUCAUAUAAUAACAAAUUUUUACAAAAAACUUAAACGUGGCUCAAAUGAUUUGAAAAUAUUACCAAGUUCAGAAGGAAAAUACACGUUUUCUGUCCAAAUUUCAAGUCUCUUUUUGAACUCAAUUAUAACGUAUAAAAAAUUUGAAAAUAUUAAAAAGCAUUAUUUUCGUAAAUUUCCCGUUUUUCGUCCGUUUCAUCCCGGGUUUUUUCAAAUAUUAUGAAAACCGCUUGGAAAAUCAAAAAAUGACAUUCAUAAUGUACCAUCUAGGGCCUAGAUUCUAGGCAAUAUUUUCUUUCGGAAGUGGUGCCAUACGUACAUAUCGGAGCAAGAUUUUCGGUAGAAUUUUUGUACACAGUGUAAAAGAAAUCAUAGUUAAUCCAAUACAUUCCUCGUUCUGCUUAGAAUCUAAAAGAAACACAAAUUGUAGUUAAAUCAAUAGAUCCUUCAUUCCUCUUCGAAUGUAAAAACAUGGCAUAAGACAUAAUGUCGUUUUUAAUUUAUGACCUUUUAAAAUAUGUUUAUUAGAAUCCUUAGAGCGCCAUUGGAAUACUAAUUUAAAUAUUUUUAAGAAUAACUGUGACGAGAAAUGAUACUAUGACAUCAGCGUAAUAUAAACUAAAUAUUAUUUUUUUAAAAUUAUUUUCGCGAAAUAUAAAUAUGGAAAAAUUAUACAAUGAUUAGUAUAAGGGCAUUAUGUGUUAAUUAGCUACUUAUUACUUAUUUACUUAUAUAUAGACAACUAUUAUACUUAUGUUUAGUAAUUGUUCUGUGUUUGUUGGUAUUCAGCGUGAUAAAGAUAAUUUUGAAAUUUUAUUACAUAGCCAUGUCAAGACAAACCGUUGAGUCCAAAAUAAAAAAAGACAGGGAUAUUGCAUUAGAAGCAAUCCGCCGUCUGAUAAAAUGUGAUCCUGGCGAUGAAAUCGUCAUAUCUGGGUUCUCUGGAUCGUUUCCGAAUUGUGAUGGACUCCGGGAUUUUGCUGAAAAUCUUUUUAAUAAAGUGGACUUAAUAUCUGACGACGAUAGAAGAUGGACAAUUGGUAAAUAUUAUUUGAUAAUUACGUAUAUAAUUAAUAAUUAAAUUAACAAAUAAAUAAAUAAAUGUUUUAUUAUGUUUAUUAAUUUAAUAUAAUUUGCUUAAAAUUUAGGACACCCGGAAAUUCCUCAACGCACUGGAAAAUUAAAUCAAUUAAAAAGAUUCGAUGCAGCGUUUUUUGGUAUUAAUUACGAACAAGCUCAUACUAUGGACCCUAUGUGCCGUAUUAUUUUGGAAAAAUCGUAUGAAGCAAUAGUGGACUCAGGUAAUAUAAUAUUGAGACAUAUUUUAUGGUUAUAUUUACAUUUUUUAUGCAUGAAGUAAUUAGUAGGCCUAGAGACAUCAUUCCUUAAACAAAUUUUCAAGAAACGCUCAUGAUUAAAUACAUAAAGGAUAUUUUAGGGGUACCUGAUUGCCCUAACUCCUUAGUGCCUUUUUUAUUUUAAUAAAGACAUCUAAGCAAGGACAUGUUUUAUCACUGAUUUUCCCUCUAUACUAACGUAUUUAUAGGGUUCUGAUAUUUAUGAAAUUGCAUAUUUUUUUUUGUUAAUUCAAUUCAAUGCUGAUCUAUGUACAAAUUUGGUUCAUGUUCGACUUAAUCAAAUAAAACUAUUUUUAUUUUGCAUAUUUUAGAAUUUUAAGAAUAUAAAUUUAUAUUUCAGUACAUUUUAGAUUCUUUUUAAAAACAAUUUAAAUUAAUAACAAAAUAUAAAGCAAAAAAACAUACAAUUUGAACAAAUUAAAAAAAAAAAAAAACAUUGUAUCGAACUAAAACGCUUUUAUUUUAAAUUACUAUGUAAUAUAUAUUAAAAAAAUAUGUCCUAGAAUAAUAGUGACGAGUCCAGCCACUGUUAUAGGUAAUUUAAUGUGUAUCUGUAAGCAAUGAUAAAAUAAUGCUAACGAAAAAAACGAUUCUGAGCGUAGUUCAGUUGAUAGGGAUGCUUUGUCAACAAUAUAUGUGUCAUAUUAUGGUAAAAUAAUAAAAUAGACAUUAUAUCUUUUCUUUAAUAUUGUACUGAAUUUCUCAUUGUUUUUUCAUGAUUUUUCCCAUUUAUUGAAAAUCUCCUGGGAAAAUCGAAAAAUUAUCUGCCUAAAGUACCUUUCCAAUCAGAUUUCCUUUCUGAAAAAGUGAUAUUAUUUUAAAUCGGAGCGAAAUUGGUGGUAAAAAAAUUGUAUACAGAAAAAAGGCCAUAAUAUUUUUUUACUAAUAUCUACAUUUCGUACAUUUACCGUUUUUCAACAUUUUAUUUCGAUUUUUCCCAGUUAUUAUGAAAAACACUAAAGAAAUCAAAAAACGGCUUGUUUAAAUCAUCAUGGAGAAAAAAUUUCUUUAAAAUAAGCUAUACUUGAUACAUCGGAACAAGAAUAUUAUGAUUUUUAGUUUUAGUGCAUAUUUAGUAAUUUUUUUGUGUGUAAAUGCAUAAAUAUUACAGUUAUUUUAAGUGCAUAAACAUUUGAAUCAUUAUUAUGAGUAGCCAUCACUCAGUUAUCAUGCAAUUGUUUAAACAUAAACAAAAUAAAAAAAAUAUUCAUUAAAACCAGAACUUUUAAAUUAAUUUUCCCUAUAAAAUCAUAGUAAUAUUAGCAAUAAAUUGUAUAGUAAGAUUAAUAAAUUUAAAAAAAAAAACUGAUAAUGCUGAUUGGGUAUGAUAAUUUUGUAAGUGAGAAUUUUAAGUAGUGAUUAAUAAUCAAAAAUGUAUAAUUUUCGUUUAGUAAAACAAUUUUAUUAACUAAUAAAUGUAUAGUGCCUAUAAAUAGAAAAAAAAAUAUAUUGAAAAUUUCUACACGCCUAGAAAAGGAAUAUAGUACUUUUCUAUCAUUAUUUCAUGUCUUUUCGAAUAUUUUUAACUGAAUUACAACAAAGAUACAAAAUUAAAAACAAUGAAACAAUUAUUUCUGUUUUUUCUACGUUUAUUUUCGGUUUGCUCAAUUAUUUAAAAUGCUCUAAGGGUAAUCAAAAACCGACUUUCUUACUUACUAAUAAGAUCCAAAAUGCAACAAAAAUGGUUUCUUGUCAUUUUUCAAUUGGAAAAAAAUUUGUGGUAGAAAAAUCGCUCAUAGGCACAAAAAAAAAAAAAGUAAAAUAGAAGUAUUUAAAUACUUACCGAGUAUUUGUAUUUGUUCUUAAAAGUAUUUAAAAUACUUUCUAAAGGUAUGUAUUUUUAUCUGUAUUUAAAUACAAUUAGAAAAUAUUUUUUUAUAACACUGAAUAAUAGUAUACAUUUUUCCAAAUAUUCGGUAGCCUAAGCUGAUUGCCGAUGAUAAGCGGAAGGCGAUCGCUGCCGAUGUGGAUUAAAAUAGAAUCUAAAAUUUGUAUGGUGGCAUAGCAUGCGGUAUUUUAAUAAUGCACCACUUCUCUCUUUCGACCAAAACUUAAAAGUGGAAUAUCUCGUCAAUCGAUGGAUGAAAAUUGAAAAUUUCAACACGAAAAUUUAUUUUAACAAAUAAUCUACCUAUUUAUGGAAUUUUUAAUAUAAGUGCCAUUUGAAAAUAAAAAAGUAGGUGUUGGUUUCACCCCCAAAAAUAAAUGUGACGAAAAAUAAUAUAAAUGUAAAAUUAUAGAGCUACUUGUGUCUUAAAUGUUCUUUGAAACAGUCAACGACGUUAAAAGCUAAUAAUUUCCAAGUAAUGAGUGUCUUACGAUGGAUCACCCUGUAUAGGAUUGUUUUAACUUUUAUUGUACAUUUAGAUAAGCAGUAAUGGAUGAAAUUAAACCAAUUAGUAAUUUCAAAUUUAUAAAUAAUUAUGAGUAUAUAUCUUAAUACAGCAGCUUUAAACUGCUCAGGUGAGAGGGUUUUUUCGGUUCUUAAAAGAGUAAAGUCUUAUUUGAUGUCAACUGUGAAGGAGAAAGGGCUGAAGUUAGAGUCAGCAGUAUUAGCAUUGAAGCCAAGGUAGGAUAAAAUUAUCCGGGCAAUGUGCACAGUGUAACAUAUAGUAGAGCUUAUCGGAAUUUGGGUAGCCGUGUUAUUAGUUGGGUGGUGGUGGUUGCAGUGGAUAGUGGUUACGGUUAUGGCUUUGGAGGCGUAGAACGGGAAAAAGGUUUGGUUGGACGGCACUGGAGGCGGAGUGAGAGAGUGGAAGAAAGAGAGUGUGAGAGAGAGGGAGAGAAGGGGUUUCUGUAGGAGCUAGUUGUGGCUAAUGGGUAAAAGAAAAAAAAAGGCAUAACAAUGAUGGCUGGGGUGGAGUAGGGGCCACGGUGGCUGUGUUAUUAUACGUAUAACUUCGGUUUCGGAGCCCGCGUUUUAAUAUAGCACCGGUUUUGGGUGACUAGUCUUAGUCAUUAGUAAUUCAAAUAGGUUCUAACUGGUUAGUUGUUAUUUGUUAAUAAUUAUUAAUUUUAUAAAUGCAAAUAGGUAGAUAUAUUUAGAAUAUGUAUUAAACAAUUUUUUAUCUCUAGGCAAUUCUCCAAAAUCACUCAAAGGAACAAAAACUGGAGUGUUUGUAGGAGCAUGCUUCAGUGAAUCAGAAAAAACUUGUUUUUAUGAUAAACUUCAAAAAAAUGGAUUUGGAAUUACUGGAUGUACUCGUUCCAUGCUGGCUAAUAGAAUUUCUUAUUGGUUAGGUGUAAAUGGUGAGUAAUUUUAUUCUAUUCUUUAUGUCAUUAUAUUUCAUUAAAACAAAUUAGUUACAUUAAUAAGCUAAAAUGAUUUCUAUAAAAAAAAUCUACACAGGUCCUAGCUAUUCAGUGGAUUCUGCUUGUUCUUCAAGUUUAUUUGCAUUGGAAAACGCUUAUAAAUCGAUCCGUAAUGGCCAAUGUGACUCCGCAUUGGUUGGAGGUUGUAAUUUAUGUCUUCAUCCAUAUGUAUCUCUACAGUUUGCACGUUUAGGUUUACUUUCUAUGGAUGGCCGAUGUAAAUCUUUUGACGAAGCUGCUAAUGGAUAUGUUCGAUCAGAAGCAGUUUGCGUUAUUUACUUACAAAAAGCUAAAAAUGCUAAACGUGUGUACGCAUAUGUCAAAUAUGCAAAUACAAAUUGUGAUGGAUAUAAGGAACGAGGAAUAUCAUACCCCUCAAGAUUUAUGCAACAAAGGCUAUUAGAAGACUUUUACGAAGAAUGUGAAAUAAAACCGUGUGAUUUAGCAUGGGUAGAAGCACACGGAACAGGGACAAAAGUAUAUUUUAGUUUUUAGAUCUAAUUCAGGGGUUCCUCACAUUUUUAACACAAAGUACCACUUAAUACUUUUAUGAUUAAUACUCAUACUACCUUAAUUCUAAAAUUAAAUUAGGAGUCAAAAUCUUGUUUUAAUUAAAUAUUUUAUUAUUGAUUCAUUUAUUACCAUUUUUUAAUUAUUUGAUAUUUAUAAAAGUAACAAAAAUUUUAGGUUUUCAGUAAAUCUUUUAAUAUUUGAAUUACAAUUUUUUAUUUUUUAUAUGUGAAAACAAAUUUCUUCGCGUACAUACGAGUUUUCCGCGUACCAUUGGUUGGGAACCGCUGAUUUAGAUACAUAAAAAAUAUAUAUAAUAAUUUUAUAACUUUAUAUUAUUAUAUUACAAAAACAUAUAAUUAUAACUACCUAUACAGCUAUAAUAGGUUAUAUAAAUUAUUAAAAGUAAUGUUAAUUAUAAAUAGGUCGGUGAUCCAGAAGAAGUUCAGGCAUUAGAGAAUGUAUUUUGCCCGGGUCGCACAGAACCUUUACUUAUCGGUUCCGUAAAAUCAAAUAUUGGUCACUCUGAAGCUGUCUCAGGCUUAUGCGCUAUAGCCAAAGUGAUCAUAGCUAUGGAAAGUGGUUAUAUACCUCCUAACAUACAUUUUAACACCCCAAGAAAAGAUAUUACAUCAUUCUACAAUAAUCGUAUUAAUGUAGUAACCGAAAAAACCUCUUGGAAUGGCGGUAUGGUUGGUAUUAAUUCGUUUGGUUAUGGUGGUGCUAAUAGCCACGUAUUACUUAACUGGAACGAAAAAAAUAAAAUAAAUAAUGGACUUCCUGAAGAUGAUUUGCCUAGAUUAGUUGUAGCAUCAGGUAGAACCGAAGAAGCUGUAACUAUUAUACUAAACGAUGUAUGUUAUAGGAAUACUUAUGUAUAAUUACUAACCGAAUUACUUAAAUUAUAUAUUUAAUUGCAGGUAUUGUCAAAACCAUUGGAUAAAGAGUAUGUGCGUUUAUUACACGAUAUUCAAGCAGAAGAGAUACCUGGACAUCAUUACCGAGGAUACACUAUUCUAACAAAAGAUUCCAAAAAAACCUACUCGUUAGAUUUUCAAGUAAUUCAUAUCGUUUAUUGAUGUACAUUUAUGAAUUAAGUUGGGUUGGCCUAUUUACCCACAUGAAAAAUAAUUUUUGCAGCUGUUAGUAUGUGUGUAUUAUUUAACUGGCUAAGUAGUUAUAAGAGCUGAUACUGAGGAUGGGUGCGAACACUGUUGUAGGUGGGUAGUGAGGAAGGAAGGCUCACAGCCAUGGGGGCAGUAGGCGAUACUAUCCUCAUUGACCCGUUUCUUGAAAAUAUAAUUUUUAUCGGAUGACGGCCAUUUUCGAAUUAAUCGUCAUAUUGCAAAAAAAUAAUAUAAGAGUAAUGUCAUAAUAUUGAUUUUUUCUAAUGCCAAAUCUAUAAGUUAGUUUGCCCCUCCUUCCUGAAGAAUUGAUUUGACCACGGGCCUGGGAGGAGGUGGGGGAAUAAAGAAGUUAUUUAAGUUAUACCUAUAACCAAUGAUAAACCUUUGUUACGAAAAACGAUGUUCUAACGAACUAAGAAGUUCAAUUGUAUUCACAUUUUGAAAGGCCGUAAUAUUUACGAUUUUCAUCAAAAUUUUUUUUAAAAAUUCUUAUAAAAAAAAAAAUAUAUUCAACCAAAUUUUUUAUUUUGAUUACUUAGUACGACCUUUAAUGAGUCUUCCGUCAAAUUUUUAAUAAUUUUAAUUUCGUUUAACAAUUAAUGUCUCUAAAUGGAUCAAAUGUUUUGAACAUUUUUCAACGUCUAGUAAAGGAAAUAAUAUAAGUUUUCUAUUAAAAUUAUAGGUUUUUAUAAAUUUUUUCAACUAAAUUACAUUCAAAAAACAAAAUUGAAAAAAAAAAAAUUUUUUUUUCCAUUUUCCCGUUCUUUCUGUGUUUUCUUCGGUUUUAUUCAAUAAUUAAAAAAAAUCAAAAAACGACUUUUUUAUUCAUUAACCAGCAUAAAAAUUCAACAAAAAAGGAGUUUUUCAAUUGGAGCAAUACUUCUGAUAGAAAAUAUCGUAUUAAGAGAAUAAAAAUAAUGAAAAUGGUAACGCCACGGCGUGCAGUAAAUAUUCACUUUGCCUGUACAUCCCUAUUGUUUGGUUAUAAUUUACAUAUAGUGAAAUUUUGAUUUUUGAAGUUUUUAACUUGUAGUUUAAGACGAUAUUUUCGAAUGUUAAAAUAAGAACCUACAUUAAAAAUUUCAUAAAUAGACGGAGUAUUAGAUUAAAAACAUUUUGGUGUCAACAUUUUAGAUUUUCAACCCAUUAACGAGUUAUUCCACUUUUAAGUUUAGGUAGACACAGCCACUCAAACGAUACUCCGCUACUCUUCCCCAAACAAUUUCGAUUCUAAUUUAAAAACCAAAGUUGAUAUCACCACAGAAUACUUUUUAAAUGUAGGUAGUGAAAAGCCUAAGUAUUUGAAAAGAACGUCCUUAAUUACAAUUUAAAAUUCCGAAAAUCAGAAUUUAUGUAUGAAAAAUGUAACCAAAAUAAAAAUAGAAUGAACAAUCCUAUACAUGUAUGGAUUUGUAAAAAAACAGUAUACGUUUUCAUUCUCAAGCUUUAUCAAAGAAUGUACGCCUUUAGUUUAUAGUUAAGAUUAUUUAAUUCUUUUGAAUAAUUUAUUUAGUAUUAUUCUGGAGAACCGGCCCCUGUGUGUUUUGUGUUUACCGGUUUGGGUUCUCAAUGGACUAGAAUGGGCACAUCGCUAAUGAAAUUACCUAUUUUUAAUGAAUCGAUCCAACAAUAUAAUAGAAUUUUACUAGAAUUUGGAAUUGACUUAAUACGAAUAAUAACAAAUACUGAUCAUCUUUCAUUAAAUAAUGCCGUAGAUUCGAUUGUAGGAAUCAUAGCCAUGGAAGUAAAUAUAAUUUUUUUUAUAUGUUUUUACUAAAAAAUUUCAGAACUUAAAGGUUAUUAUAUAUAUAUUUUGAAAUUUACUUUAGAUCGCAUUAUUUGAUUUACUGACUGCUAUUGGUAUCACCUCAGACGUUGUUAUUGGGGAUUCUAUCGGAGAACUGGGAUGUGCAUAUGCUGAUGGAUGUUUAACAGCUGAACAAACCUUAAAAGCUGCUUAUAAUUAUGGCUUAGCCAUAAUGAAAUCAAAAUUACCUUUAGGGGCAAUGGCAUUUGUUAAUAUUAGAUACAGCGAUAUUAAACACAUGCUCCCAAUCAAUGUGGAAGUAACAUGGCAUAACUCACAAAAUAGUUGUAUCAUAUAUGGUUUAAAAAAAUCUGUUGAAGAAUUUGCCUUACAGUUAGAAUCAAAAGAUAUUUCAACUAAAAUAUUAAAUGUAUUUAAUACGCCCUAUCAUUCAAAAUUAAUUAAAAAAGCAAUGCCAUCACUAUUGGAAAAUUUGAAAAAAAUUGUGCCAUAUCCUAAAUUACGAACCGACAAGUGGAUUAGUACAUCAGUACCAGAAGAACAAUGGGGAACAGAUAAAGCAAAUUACUGUUCAGCUGAAUAUUUGGUCAAUAAUUUACUAAAUAGUGUAUUGAUUGAUGAAUCAUUUAAUUAUGUACCAAAGGGAUCUGCAGUAAUAGAAUUGGCUCUAGAUGGCAUUCUCUGUGAUAUUAUAAAUCGAACAUCCGAAAUUAAUAUCUACACUUUUGACUUAGCUUCUAUGGAUAAAAACGACGGACUUAGAUAUAUAUUAUCAGUUUUUGGAAAGUAAGAAAAUUAUUAUAUUUAAAUUCUUAAUAUAAAUAUAUGUAUAUUAUANAAUAAAUACCGUAUGUAUUAAGAUUUUUUUAUGCAAAUCUGGAUUCCUUUAAGAUAUAUAUUUUGCUCAUAUUCGGAAUUAAUCUUGUUACUUUAUAUAACAUUGUAUUGAAAAAAUUUAAAAAAGAACGCACAUAAAACAUUUAUUAACUCUUUUUUCCAUUUUAUUUAUUAAGUGAUGUAUAUACAUUUUUUUUCAGGUUAUUUGAAAUUGGUAUAAAUCCAAAAAUUAGUAAACUCUAUCCAGAAAUUGAAUUUCCAGUAAGUCGAGGUACGCCAAUGAUUGCACCUUUAAUACGAUGGAACCAUUCAGAAGAAUGGCAUGUGACAAAGUAUGAUGUUCGUGACCAUAAUAAUUCAGGCGAACGAAAAUUUUUAAUUUCAUUAAAUGAAGAAGAGUUUGAAUAUUUAUCUGGUCACAUUAUUGAUGGAAAGAAUUUAUUCCCGGAUACAGGAUACCUGGUAAAUCAUAAUAUUUAUAAUUAAAUAAUUCAUCACAAAUAUUUUGUUUAUUAGGUAAUGGCAUGGGAAACACUAGCUUUAAUGAAAGGCAAAUUAUAUUCAGAAGUAUCUGUUAUAUUUGAAAAUAUUCGUUUUGAAAGAGUAAUUAAUAUUUCAAAGGAUAGUAAUGUUGAAUUUAUUGUUAUGGUACAAAGAGUUAGUGGUGAAUUUGAGGUAAUAGAAAGUGGUACACCAGUUGCUACUGGUCGUUUAUAUAUUCCCAUUGACGUUAAUAAAGAGAUGAUUGAUAUGCCACCACAUCCAUAUAAACCUAAUAGUACAGAUUUAAACAUUAAAGACGUUUAUAAAGAGUUAAAACUUCGUGGAUAUAAUUAUGGAGGAUUAUUCAGAAGUUUAAACCGUGUAAAUAUUGAUGGUGAGUAUAAAAUAUAAGUAAGAAAUACCAUUUUUUAUGGUCUUCUAGAAUGGUCUUCUUUUGUACAGUUACUGUUGGUAGAAUUGGAUGGUUUAAUAAUUGGGUAUCGUUUAUCGACAAUAUGUUACAAUUACGAAUAUUAAAUGAAGAUACGCGGAGUUUGCUUACCCCUGUAUCAUUAGAGAGUCUUGUGAUCAAUGUGGACAGGCAUUCUUUAGUCUUACAAACACUUUCCGAAAAAAAUUCAGGUGAUUAAUAUUCUUAUGUUUUAAAAUAUUUUAUUUACUGAGUAAAUAUUGCAGAAAUCCCUGUUUAUGUAUAUCCGGAGAUGGAUCUUAUUAAAUCUGGUGGAAUUGAAAUAAGGGGACUACAUGUAAAUGCUAUUCCUAAAAGAAAACCAUUAGAUAAUCCGGUUGUUGAAAAAUAUAUGUUUAUACCAUAUACUAUUGACAUGGUGAAUAAAAAUAAAAAAUUAUUUAUAUUGUAGUGCACAACUAUACAAAUAUAUAUUUUCCAGGGAUAUACUCUCGAAGAUAUAGUGCGCAUUUGUUUGCAUAUAGCUAUUGAAAAUAACAUGGCCAUUAAAAUCAAAACUCUAGAAAUUUUAAACCAAACAAUUAAGCCUGAUGAACGAAUUAUUAGUCCCAUGAUCCUUGAUAUCAUAACUGAUUUACCACUUGUACAAGUACGAUAGCAAAAAUGUCAAUUCUUUUGUAAAAAUUUUAUUUCUCAAUACAUAUUGUACGUUUUCAUCUUAAUUUCUAUAUUUGUUAAUAAUUAGGCCGAGGUGUGUAUUCUGUCUAAUAAAAAUCAUCCUCAACUAAAAGAAGUGUCAAAUAAUAUAACAGUGAAAAACGGAAAAUUGCCUACAGACCAAUCGGUAUUAUUUAUUGUCGGAUCAAAGCUAUUAGAAGAUGCUGAAGUACUAGAAAAUGUAUUUGAUUCGUUAAAACCGGAAGGAUUUUUAUUGACAAGAGAACAAUUAAAUUUCGAACCAUCAUUGAACCUUGUAGAAGUUUGUUUUGAUGUGUUAUUUAAAGAGGAACGAUUGAUGCUUGUGAGAAAGGUAUAAUCAAAAGUCAAACGAUCAUACUAUAUAAAAUAUAAUUAAAUUCAUAACUAAUUUAGCCUAUAAAGCAAAACGAAGUUCCAAUUGUUAUUAAAAUCUCGAGUAAGGAGUUUUCAUGGUUGCCUGUUUUACAAAAAACAUUAUCCGAUGAUGCUUCCAUUAAACAAAAGGUUAUUCUCGUUGCUGAAAAAGAUCCUACAAACGGAAUUAUGGGGCUAUUUAAUUGUGUCAGAAAAGAAACUGGUGGUGAUAGAACCAGGUAUGUAUAAAAUAUUGAUAUACAUGUGAAAUUUUAUAAAAACGACAAACGUACACUUGGAUAGAUUUAGAAAUACAUUAUUGUUCUUCUAAAUAAAAUUUGAAGUUUUUUUAUUAGAAUAAAUAUAGAUAAUACGCAAAAAUACCUUAAAAACCAAAAUAUAGGAAAUUUAAUAGAUAACAAUUUUAUCAACUCUUGAACGUCACAAAUUAAAAAUGUAAUAUGUUGAGUUUAAUUAUUAACUGUAUGUUACUAAAAUUAUUAUUUAAUAUACACAAUUUUGGACUGUUAUUUUUAGAUGCGUGUUUAUAAUGGAUGAAUGUGCGCCACCGUUUUCCUUAGAAGAUCCAUUAUAUAAGAAUCAGUUAAAAAAAGAUUUAGCUUUAAAUGUUUACAAAAAUAAUGUUUGGGGAUCCUAUAAACAUUUAUUACUUGAACCAUUAUCCUUAGUUGAAGCUCACCAUUGCACGGUUAAUUUUUCUAAUCUCGGUGAAUUUUCGUCUUUGAAAUGGUUUUCCGGACAUAUUGUUCCAUAUACAGAUCAACCAGAUAAAUCAAAAAUAGUACAUAUAUAUUAUACCGCUUUGAACGACAGAGAUAUUAUGUUAGCUACAGCGGAACUAGCACCUGAAGUUGUAUCAAAAAGCCGUAUUAGUCAAGAAAAUGUACUGGGUAUCGAGUAUGCAGGUCGUAGCGAGAAAGGAGAACGGGUAAUGGGGAUGAUAGCGUCACAAGCUUUAACAACUUUAAUUGAAUGUGACCCAUAUUUAUUAUGGCAAGUGCCUAACUAUUGGUCUCUAGAAGAAGCAGCAACUGUGCCAGUCGUUUAUGGAACUGUAUGAAAAAAACCAUUGCGUUUUGGUUAACAUAGGUAAUAAUUUUGAAUGUCCGUUUCUUAAGGUUAUAUAUGCUUUGGUUGUCAGUGGUCGAAUUAAACGAGGUGAUUCAAUCCUUAUUCACGCCGGUGAUGGUGCAGUUGGUCAAGCUGCUAUACAUUUAGCACUUUAUUACAAAUGUGAAAUUUUUACAACAGUCAAAACACCAGAAAAAAGAAAAUUUAUUAGAACCCAUUUCCCACUGGUAUAAAUAUAUUUUAAAACAAUUUUACAAAACAUUAAUCGAUUUUCUUUAGAUUCCUGAGAGCCAUAUUGGAAGUUCGAGAGAUUCAUCUUUUGAACAAAUGAUUAUGAUGGAAACUGAUGGAAAAGGAAUAGAUAUGGUGUUGAAUUCGUUAACAGAAGAAAAGCUUUUAGCUUCAGUGAGGUGUUUAGCGACUGGUGGACGAUUUUUAGAAAUUGGAAACUUUGAUCUAGCCUCAAACAUUAUGUUAGGUAGAAUAAUACGUUUUAUAUUUUUAAAUUACAAUUAUUUUAUCAAAACCUUUAUUUAUUUUUAGACAUGGAAUUAUUUUUUUUAAAAAAAAUUAGUUUUCAUGGAGUUAUGUUGGACACAUUAUUAACUAGUUCAGCUAAAUUUAAACAAUCGUUACAAUGUCUUUUACAAGAACAUAUAAAUUUAGGUGCUAUAAAGCCAAUAGUACGUACAGUUUUUGAAUCAGUUGAAGUAGUACAAGCUUUUAGGUACAUGGCUGCAGGUAAACAUAUCGGUAAAGUAGUCAUAAAAAUUCGAUCUGAAGAAAAAGAACGUGUUAUUCAAGCAGUUCCUUUAACUCAAACGGUUCAGCCUAGAAUAAUGUUUGAUAAAAAUUCAUCGUGUAUUAUUUGUGGUAAUUACAAUAAAAAACCAGAAAUAAAACAUAAUAUGUAUCUACUAUCUUUAUAACUAAGGUUUGGAUGUUUAUGUACUUAAAAUUACUGUAAUAAAUAUGCAUUUAUACAUUAAAAAAAAUUACCAAAUAUGCAAUCAAAUUAUGCUCAAAAAAUAAUAAAACGUUAAAUUUUAGUUCAAAAAAACACCAAAAUAUAGACACCAACAUUUUAUCUUAAGUCUUACCUUACAUUUGUAUUAUUAGUUAUUUUUUAAUAUAUAUUACAUAUUAAUUUACAAUAAAAGCGUUACAAUGAGAAACAAUGGUUUUUUUUUUUAAAUUUGUUCAAAUUUUACGCUUUAUUUCUUUUUUUUAUGUUUCGUUAUUAAUUUAAAUUGUUUUUAAUUAAGUUCGAAAAUGUUCUGAAAUAUAAUUGCAUGUUCUGAAAAUUCUACAUUAUGUAUUUAAAAUAUAAAAACAUAAAAUGUGCUACAUAAAAAUAGUAUUGUUUGAUUCAGUCAAACAAAAAUUAAAUUUGUAUUUAAGUUAGCAUUGAAUUGGGUAAACAGAAAAAUAUAUACAAUUUCAUAAACAUCUGAUCCCUUAGUAUGUAUAACAUUUGUUUUUCUCUACUGAGAUAUUAAUUAAUUAAAAUAUUUUCCAGGUGGUCUUGGGGGUUUUGGUCUUGAACUAGUUGACUGGAUGGUUUUACGGAAUGCAAGAAAUAUUGUACUUGCUACUAGAACAGGUCUUCGUACUGGAUAUCAAGCACUGAGAAAACGUAUAUGGGAAUCAUAUGGAGUUAAAGUAGUUAUUUCAACAGCUGAUAUUACUACUGAUGAUGGAGUAAAACAAUUAUUUAAUGAAGCAAAUCAAUUAGCACCAGUUUCUACAAUUUUUAAUCUUGCCGUAGUAAAUAUAAUAUGAUUUAAAUAUAAUUAAUUAGUAAUUUAAUUUAAUUUUAUCAUUGAUUAAACAUUGUUUCAUUAUAAUUCUUAAUUAUUUUUAACCCUUAAAACCAGGUUUUCCCAAUUAUCUCGAAUAUUAAAUAUAAUUUCAAAAAAUGAUCUCUAUAAAGUACCAUCCAGAGAACAUUUCCUUUCAAAAAAAGUGUUAUACGUGAAAAUCAUAGUAAGCCUUCUUGUAGAAAACAUUAACAUCAUUGUAAAACCAAUACAAUCGUUGCUCCACUCAGAAUAUGAAAUAAAUUAAACAAAUUCCACAAUAUCAAAAUAAGAAGAAAAUUAAAAAAAAAAAUUAUGCCUUAAAUUAUAAUAGCUAUUCUUAUAUAUUAUGAAAUUCUACAUUUUGUAUUAAUAUUAUUUGAUAUACAUAUAUUUAAUAUAAAUUGAUUUCAUUUUAUGAGUAGUCAUUUCAGUUAUAUAUUUUAAGAAAAAAAAUUAUUCUUUUAUUGUAAAGCCAUUUCUGUACAUUAUGAUAUGAAUUUCUACGUUUUUUAUUAGUAUUAUUUGAUAUACAGAUAUUAAAUACAAAUGUAUUUUAUUUUUUUGGUAUUCUUGAAGAUUUUUAUUUAAAAAUAAAAAAGUUUUUAAAAACGGAUUUUUUAUUCUACAAUCGUAAGGAAUAGUGUUAAAAUAUUUUUUGAAACGAUUGUUACAAAAUGAUACAUUUAAAACGGUUUAUUACAUUAAACAAUAACGAUACAACUAUAUACUAAUAUGACUAUACAAUAAUUGAAAUUAAUACUUUAAUGUUUUUUAUCAUCGAUAUAGUAACUUGAUUAUUUAUUUAGUGUAUUAUUUUUUUAGGUUUUAAAAGAUGCUUUAUUUGAAAAUCAAACAGUUGAAGACUUUAUAGUAUCAUGUCGACCAAAAGCUAUUGCUACAUCGUUACUAGACAAAUAUUCUAGGAUAAUGUGUCCAGAUUUAAAACAUUUUGUAAUAUUUUCAAGUGUAACGUGUAGUCGUGGGAACAUUGGUCAAACUAAUUAUGGUUUGUCAAAUUCAGUGAUGGAGAGAAUAUGUGAAAUUCGGAGAUCAGAAGGUUUACCAGCAUUGGCUAUUGAAUGGGGUGCUAUUGGUGAUGUAGGCCUUGCAACCAGCAUGGCUGAAGGCAACAAAGAAGUGGUCGUUUCUGGUACUAAACAACAAAACAUAGCCAAUAGUUUAGAAAUAAUGGACCAUUUAUUAAUUCAGAAAAACUAUCCAAUAGUCACUAGCAUUGUGGUUGCUGAAAAAAGUGCUAAAAAAUGUAGUAAUGCUCUUGUUGAUACUGUUAUUGACAUAUUAGGGCAUAAAGAUUUCAAAAAUAUUAGUUUACAUUCAACAUUAGCAGAAUUAGGUAUAGAUUCAAUGAUGACUGUAGAAAUUAAACACUUAUUAGAAGUACAAUUAGAAGUAUUCUUAAUGCCCAAAGACAUAAGAGGAAUAACAUUUACGAAAUUGCAAGAGUUUGAUGCUUUAGAUUAUAAAGAAAAGCAAUGUCAAUUAAAUAAAUUUACGACAGUUAAUGAAUCGAUAGAAUUAGAAUUGUUACCCUCGUAUUACUCAGUUGCAAUCUUAGAAAAUAUGUGUCUUUAGUUUUGUAUUAAAUAUUAUGUGUAUUGUAUACUAUUUUGAUUGGUACUUGUGUCAUGGUGACAUGUUAUAAUAUUUUAAAUUCGUCAUUUUGUAUGAUACUCAUUAUCUAUAAUAUGUAUAACACCGGAUUGUUCGCAUUAACAUUGUAAUUAAAUUUUUGGACUUAUGCAAUAUAUUAUAAUAAUAUUAUUUCAUCCAGAGCUUGAUUCAAAAAUAAAAAAAUAAUGUGUACCGU